AUGAAUGCUAACAGAUUCUUAGUUCAUAAAAAAAAGAUUUCGCCAGAUUUGAAUACUAUUAAAUUAGAGCAAAAAGAUCCUGAUAAACUUUCUAGAAAAGAUGAAAUUGAUACUAUAAGUAAUGAAAAGAAUGAACACGAUGAAGACAAUGAAGAAAAUAAAGAUAAUGG
Messenger RNA from Cetraspora pellucida, 170 nucleotides. The record is from the annotation of a GenBank genome assembly. Lineage: Eukaryota; Fungi; Glomeromycota; Glomeromycetes; Diversisporales; Gigasporaceae.